Messenger RNA from Quercus robur (English oak), 1565 nucleotides. Its product is annotated as acetylornithine deacetylase. The record is from RefSeq and is a predicted model, not a curated record. The coding region runs from base 65 to 1384 and encodes 439 amino acids. Lineage: Eukaryota; Viridiplantae; Streptophyta; Magnoliopsida; Fagales; Fagaceae. The transcript is spliced from 10 exons. Gene Ontology annotation, molecular function: hydrolase activity.
AGAACCAGCUGGGGUCCUCGGCAUUCACAAUUCAACCCAAAAAGAAAGAAAGAAAGAAAUAAAAAUGGCUUCUUCUUCUGCGCACGUAAAAGAAACGCUAGGUGAGCUGAACAAGGAGUCCUUCGUGAGCCUCCUCUCGAAGCUGAUUGGGGAAGCCAAGUACGUCCAGAACAAUCCCCCGGACCUGAUUCCAGAGGAAGACAGAGUGGCGAAACACGUGUUGGACUCUCUUCUUCCUUACAGCAGAACCACAGGUGGAGGACCUUUGAUCGUCAACCAUGUCACCUAUCAUCAAGGCAGAGGCAAUAUCAUUGUGGAGUAUCCUGGGACUGUCCCUGGCAAUGUCUUGUCCUUCGUUGGUUGUCACAUGGAUGUGGUUACUGCUAAUCCUAAUGAUUGGGAAUUUGAUCCUUUCUCAUUGAGCAUUGAUGGUGAUAAACUUCGCGGCCGUGGAACUACUGAUUGUUUGGGGCAUGUUGCGCUUGUAACUGAACUCAUGAAGAGGCUAGGGGAGACAAAACCAAAAUUGAAGUCCACUGUUGUUGCUGUCUUUAUAGCCAAUGAAGAGAAUUCUGCCAUUUCAGGAGUUGGUGUGGAUGCACUCGUGAAAGAUGGACUACUUAAUAAGCUGAAGGAUGGUCCACUGUUUUGGAUUGACACAGCAGAUAAACAACCUUGUGUUGGUACUGGUGGUAUGAUUCCUUGGAAACUUAAAGUGACUGGGAAGCUUUUUCACAGUGGUUUAGCCCAUAAGGCUAUAAAUCCUUUGGAGCUAGCAAUGGAAGCAUUAAAAGAGAUCCAAUCAAGGUUUUACAGAGACUUUCCUCCCCAUCCUAAGGAACAGGUCUAUGGGUUUGCAACACCUUCAACCAUGAAACCAACUCAAUGGAGUUAUCCAGGAGGUGGAAUCAAUCAGAUUCCAGCUGAGUGUACAAUUUCAGGAGAUGUCAGGUUGACUCCCUUCUACAAUGUAAAGGAUGUAACGUCAAAGCUUCAAGAGUAUGUGGAUGACAUUAAUGAGAACGUAGACAAGCUAGAUUCACGUGGUCCUGUUUCCAAAUAUGUCUUACCAGAUGAAAACUUAAGGGGAAGCCUUACACUUAGUUUUGAUGAGACAAUGUCUGGAGUUGCAUGUGAUCUUAACUCACGUGGCUUUCAUGUAUUGUGUAAAGCAACUGAAGAGGUAGUUGGGCAUGUAAAGCCUUACUCGAUUACUGGAAGUUUGCCACUCAUUCGAGAACUGCAGGAUGAAGGAUUUGAUGUUCAGACUUCAGGAUAUGGUUUAAUGGCCACAUACCAUGCCAAGAAUGAGUAUUGUCUACUUUCUGACAUGUGCCAAGGCUACCAGGUCUUUGUCAGCAUCAUCUCUCAGUUAGAAGAUUGACGAUACGAGGAUAUGCUAAAAAUAAAACCCAAUAAUGGCCCUUAACUGUGUUUUCAACAGCCAACUCAUUACGGUUGGAUAAAAUUUAUUGUUGUGAUUGGCGUAAUAUUUCAGAAUGAGUUACCAACUGCACAAUAAGCCUUUUUUUCUGAUCUGGAUUUUAUUCAUUAAGAUUUGCUUA